CGGAGGUGAGGGUAGGCGGGGUCACAGGGGGCUGGCCCCGCGCGCUCUGACCCCGCCCCUCGCGCCGGGUCGCGGGAGGAGAGAACGCUCCAGGGCGAUUCCCCGUCGGAGGAGCUCAGCCUGCGGGGUCACCGCAGCAGCUUUGGGCGGGCGGGUCGGCCUCCUCCCCUUCACAAAAGCCUCCAAGUGUGCGCUAUCCUCCGAAGGAAAAAGCAUCUUCGCCUUUCGCAUCCCUGACCCGGGCCUCAGGGUGCCCCGUCCCCAGCAGCCUGGCCCUCCCUCCGCCGGGUCCCGGGGCGCCCUCCGGGGAGCUGUUCCGACGGUGGGUGUCCGUGAUUGCGGUUUGAUGAGUAAUGCCUGCUGCCUAAAGAUUGAAGGUAUAAGGCAAGACUUCCCAUUUCUACGCAGUCAAGAGGAAUUGGGUUUGAAACAUACUCUCUUGAAGAGACUUUGGGAACAAGAAGUUCCUCUGUCAGACUCACAGGAUGCUAUCCAUUGAUCUUUCUCCUUAUGAUUAUCUUUUUUCAGACUUUUUCUGUCUUCAUGAAGAGAAGUCCGAGGGGGGAAAGAUUAUCACUGGAUGUCUGACACAUUAUUCUCAGUUCUGCUUGCUCAGAUCUCUGCCAGGUGAGGAGGGAAACAGAAAAGAAAGAAUGGGUGCAGGAUUGCUGACAUCAUGGUCACAGGACUUGGAAGUGACAGUGGACUUCUCCCAGGAGGAGUGGGCACUACUGAACUCUGAUCAGAAAAUCCUUUACAGAGAUGUGAUGAUGGAGAACUUUAGGAACCUGGCCUCUGUGGCCGGGUAUCAUCUCUGCAAAUACAGUCUGAUCACUGAGGUGGAGCAGGAAUAACUGAGGCCAGGGAAGAGAAGAAUUCUCCAAGGGGCCUGUUCAGGCUGGGCUACUCAACUUAAAUCAAAACAUGCAAUUCCUAUGUAGAAUGUUCCUGGGGGAAAAACUUCUAAUGGCAUAAAAAUGGCACCAACUCACCCUGGUGAGAAACCUUUGGAAUUUGGUCACUGUGGAAAAUUCUUCAGAAAGAACUGUCACCUUAUUUGUUCAAGAUAUUGCAAGGGAAAUAAAUGCUACAAAUACAAAGAAUACAGGAAAGAUUUUAACCAUUUCUUAACUCUUAGGAAUCAAAUGAGUACUCACUCUGAAGACAACAUUUCUGAACUUAUUGACUGUUGCAGAGUUUUCAAUCUGGAGUCAUCCUAUAGGGAACACUCAAAAUCGUUCACAGGAGAGAAAUCUUCUGAAUGUAAUAAAUGUCUUCUGUCCUUUAGCUUACACUCUUCCUUUUCAGUACAUGUGCAAAAACCUAUUGGAAAGAAACUCUGCAAAUGCAGUGACUAUGGACAAAGACCUUCCCUUAGUGUGCACAAAAACUUGUGUACUGAGGAGGGAAUCUCCAAAUGUGGUAAACAUAGGAAGGUUUUUAGGCCCCUGUCCCUUCAGAAAUGUGUGAGACUUCACACUGCAGAGAAACCUUAUGAAUGUAGUGAUUGUAGGAAAAUAUUCAUUUUUCACUCUUCCCUUAAGAAACAUGUGAGAUCACACACUGGAGAGAAGCCCUAUGAAUGCAAUCAUUGUGGAAAAUUCUUCAGCCAGAGCUCUCAUCUUAAUGUGCACAAAAGAAUUCACACUGGAGAGAAACCCUAUGACUAUAAGGAAUGUGGCAAGGCUUUCACUGUUCCUUCCUCCCUCCAAAAGCAUAUGAGAACCCACACUGGAGAGAAGCCCUAUGAAUGCAGCGACUGUGGGAAAGCCUUUAUUGAUCAGUCAUCCCUUAAGAAACAUCAGUGCUCUCACACUGGAGAGAAACCUUAUGAGUGUGAUCAAUGUGGUCUUAUUGUGCACAAGAGAAUGCACACUGGAGAGAAAACCUAUAAAUGUAAAGAAUGUGGGAAAGCCUUUAGGAAUUCCUCUUGCCUGCGGGUACAUGUGAGAACUCACACAGGAGAAAAGCCCUAUAAAUGUAUUCAUUGUGGAAAAGCUUUCAGCACCAGCACUAACCUUAUAAUGCAUAAGCGAAUACAUACUGGGCAAAACUUUAAGAAUUAAAUGACUACAGGCUAACUUAAGUGGUCCUUCACACCUCAUUCCUCGCUCUAGAACUCACACUGGAAAGAAAUCUCAUUGUGACCAAUGGUGAAAGCCUUUAGGCACAACUCUCAACUUACCUUAUACAGGGAGCAAUCUUGUAAGUGAUACAGUUCUGUGAUUGUCUUAGUGAAUGUUUCAUCCUUUGACAACUCAUUAAUCGAGUAUUAAAUGUAAUGUAGCAUUCUAAAUUUCCCUUGAUUUACAUCACAAAAGUUUUGGGAAUAUUUUCAUUGUAAUUUAGUUACAAUUCUCAUCAAGAUGUCUUGGAUAUAUACAAGAUUCUUAGAUUUAGAAAUGUGUUUUAAUGUGAAAACUCUGCGUAUUUUAAUUAUCUUUUAGUUAUAGAUUUCUAAUUUAAUUACAUUGUGCACUCAAUAUAUGGUCUUCAUGAUAUAGAUUCUAAAUGACACAUAUUCAGAUAGAAAAUUGUUCGAGAUUUGCUUUGUUGCCUAAUGUGUCAGAUAGAACAAGUUGCUGUCCCAUAUUCAUUGCUUUCUUCCUUCCCUAAAGUAACAGGCCUACAAUUGUGUUCAAGUUGGCGGUGUGGACAGUUUGUUAAGGAAUCAUCUAUAUUUCCUUGCAGCUAUGAGUGCCCAUGAGCUCACAGUCCUAGCCAAUGAGAAAGAGUGAGAGCUGCUCCUGGUUUUAAAGAAACCUAUAGAAAUGGGAGCAUCUCAUCUGGCAUUUUCUCGUUACUAUUUUCCAUUUAUCUUAUCUCUCCUUUUUUAGGAAAUAACCCAAAAGGAUGGCAGUCAUAGGCUACUGAUUAUACAGCAAGGACAUAAAAUAGUAUUUAGCUGUACCAACCCUGGGUUGCUUAUUUCUGGACUUCAUGUAACAUGAAAAAAAAAUAAGCUUCAAACUGGACUAAACCACUCUUGUAGGAAGAUUCUAUUACAACGAAUUUCACUCUCAAUCUCUUAUGUGGCCAGGUUUUAUGAAUCCUUCAAGUAUGGUUAAGAACAAUGUAUAUUCUGUAAUUAUCAGGUAUAAUAGAUUUAUCUGAUAGAUAAAUCUUAUUCUGUUUAUUAAAUCUGUAUCAUUACAAACCUUAUCUCCUGGUCAACCAAUGGUUGCUGGUACCAUUGUGCCAACAGGAAUUUCCAGUUUGUGGUAUAGCAAAGAAGUAAAAUUUAUUUAGUACAAAACAACUCCAUUGCAAAACAGCACAGCUGUGGAAUGCCUGACUACUGUUAUACCUCAGUUAUGAAGCAGCAGGACAGCAUGGCUAUGAAGAGGCCUUGGGGCUGGUGGUCCUGCUUUGGCUAGGCAGCACUGUCCUGCUCUUUGCUACCUCACUCAGCCCCUGUGCAGGUAUUCUCUGCUGUAUUCCAGACACUUUCCCAGUUUUAACUCCAGCAAGGGAAACAGUCCUAUCUUCAGGGGAAUGGGGAAGCGUUCCCCCAGAGGCAGAGGAGAGUUGACUUACAUAGAAGUCCCUGUCCCUGGUCCUUUAUUGAUCCGCCCUCAGGCAAAUGAGGACUCCAAAUCCUUGCAGUUUGGUCUAAAAAGCAUUGUCCUAAUUGGUCACAAGGGAGCUGUUCUGAUUGGUCAGUGGAGAUGUUAAUGAAUAUGGCUGCACAGCUCCUAUUGCAUGGGAAAACCUCAGUCCUAUUGGUUGAAAUAGGACUCCAGGAACUCUGUGAGGGCUGGCUUGCAGAAACACAGUGCGGGAAUGCAGUCCAGUGCAGAGGCAGGUAGCUUAAUGUAGGCUUCUUCCUAAAGUGUGGUUUGUGUGAGAGGACUCUAUAUAGAAAUGGCUGCUAGGCUCUGUUUAAAAAAAUAAGCCCAGUCAAGCCACCAGGAGCCCAUCUUAGUAGGUAUCUUCUUUCUUAGGGUCCACACAACUUACCCUCAAGUAGUUACCAAAAAAAUUAAGUCUUUAUCUAGAGAGGGAGCCAACACAUAAAAUACUAAAAUGGAUAAAUCUGCUUUAGUCCUGGGCCAGUUGUGGGAUAGGCACAGAAUCAGCAAGGAAGUGUGGGCUCCUCUUGAUUGGCUGUGGGCAACCGAUUGGAAAGUGCAUGCAUAGAUAAGUGGAGGAUUCUGGGGUUCAAUGGUGCCUGGCUAUUCUCUCUUUUGUUUAAUAGCGGAACUAGCCAUAUGGAGUUAAUCUAAAGUUCCAACAGACAUACAGGAAUGUGGGCAGCCUUUUGUCAGAGCUGGCCCAUAGCUAUUAACAGGUUAACUAUUUUAUCUUUUUCUCUCAUUUCUCUGGCAUUGUAAUUUAAAGCAUCUCAAUUCUUUUCUUGUUGGUUUCAAAGUUAAGAAUUUUUUCCUGUGGGAUGUGUUAUAUGUUACAAGGACCCUGGCCCCUCAGAAUCAGAAGCAAAAGAAAUUGAAGUGAAUGAGAGAGGUCCUUAUUUCUAGAAAGAGAUAUUACAAUGACAAUUUCAUUAGUGACAUUGCUACUGUAAAACCAAGCAUUUUGGAAAUAUCCCUUAGUAUUUUUGGGGUACAUGGUAUCACUGCUGACCUCAAGGAGAACAAAUGUGAUGGUGGCAGAAAGAUGCCAGAUGAGUUGAAGAGAGUGGAAAUGGAAAGUAUAGACCUAUUUUUAAAUCCACCAAGUAAAUUUGAAGAACUAAUUGGCUUUAUUGAGUGAUAAUGGAAUCAGCCAGCAUCCCAUCCAACAACCAGAAGGGUUGUACAAGUGGAGUUUUUUAUUAGGAAAAUGGGGCAAAUGAGUCAUUAGCAAAAAAAGGGGGGGAAAUAUUUUAAGCCAAGCCAUCUUUUUUUAGGAGAAGAGAACUGUAGGAGCUAGGAGCCUUUAUCAUGCAGAUUAAUUUACUGCUACUAAUCUAACUAUCAAGUUCUUAACACAAGUGACUUCAUUUAAGGCCUGUGGUUUUUUCAUUAAUAGCCAAUAUAUCCAAAAAUUUGGAACAAUACCCAAAGAAAAAUGUUUCAUUUUCUUUGAAAGAUAGGUGAAUGUAGAAUAUUCCCAUGACAUUAGACAUGAUAAUAUUGCAUGCAAACUUGGGG
Molecule: messenger RNA, 5093 nt
Organism: Pipistrellus kuhlii (Kuhl's pipistrelle)
Lineage: Eukaryota; Metazoa; Chordata; Mammalia; Chiroptera; Vespertilionidae
Gene: ZNF177
Product: zinc finger protein 177
Biological process (GO): regulation of DNA-templated transcription
Source: RefSeq, a predicted model, not a curated record